AUGUGGCUUCUCUCCAGCUUUCGAGCCGGCCUCGCCUGGGCUCUCCUGAGCCUGGUUCUGGGGAUGGAGUUAAGUUUGCAGGAAAGUUUACUGCUGAAAUCUUUGGGUUUGAGCACCAAACCCAACCCAAAAAGCCCCGUUCCUGUGCCAUCUGUGCUCUGGAGGAUCUUCCAGAAGAGAAAGAUGCUGCCUUCUACAGACAAAGAUCUGGUGGAUGCCUGUAGGGUGGAGGAAUUUAACGUCCCUGGGAACAUCAUCCGUGUCUUCACUGACCAAGGCCAUUUCAUUCAUGACGGGCAGCCCCAGAGGUUGCUGUGUCUGCAGAAGCGUCUGUACUUCAACCUCUCGGUGCUGGAGGAGGGCGAGCGCUUGACGAUGGCUCAGCUGGAGAUCAAAUUCAGCCACAACUCCUACCACACCUCCAGCCAGGGACAGGUUUUUGAGCUGAGGCUCUACCAAACCUCCCAGAUGUCUCUACGGGGGAUGCCCUCCCACGAGCAUGGCCGAAAGCUGCUGGUGGAACAGUCCUUUGCCCAGCUGCACAAGUCUCUUCUCUUCAACCUGAGCGGGGUGGCGAAGGACUGGAGAACGUACAGCAGGAACCUGGGCUUGAUCCUGGAGAUCUCGGUGAGCGGCGGUGAUGGUGCGUCAGCCCCGGAGCACGGGGGGCUGCAGAGCCUCUGCACCAGCAUCGACUCCUUCCUGGACACCUCUCUCCUGGUGGUGACCCUCAGCCAGAAGCAGUGCAAAGCUUCCAGGAUGAGGAGAAGUGCUCACUCCACCCCUGUCACUCCGAGCAACCUCUGCAAACCCCGGCGGCUUUAUAUCAGCUUCAGCGACGUUGGUUGGGAGAACUGGAUCAUUGCCCCCCAGGGCUACCUGGCUAAUUACUGCCUGGGCGAGUGUCCCUUUCCCCUGACAGCGGAGCUCAACAGCACCAACCACGCCAUCCUCCAAACCAUGGUGCACUCGCUGGACCCCGAGGGGACCCCCCAGCCCUGCUGCGUCCCCGUCAGGCUGUCCCCCAUCUCCAUCCUCUACUAUGAUAACAAUGACAACGUGGUGCUGAGGCACUACGAGGACAUGGUGGUGGACGAGUGCGGCUGCAGGUAG
Molecule: messenger RNA, 1113 nt
Organism: Antrostomus carolinensis (chuck-will's-widow)
Lineage: Eukaryota; Metazoa; Chordata; Aves; Caprimulgiformes; Caprimulgidae
Product: derriere protein
Exons: 2
Coding region: 1-1113 (370 amino acids)
Cellular component (GO): extracellular region
Molecular function (GO): growth factor activity; cytokine activity
Source: RefSeq, a predicted model, not a curated record